Messenger RNA from Sorghum bicolor (sorghum), 1074 nucleotides. Its product is annotated as flocculation protein FLO11-like. The record is from RefSeq and is a predicted model, not a curated record. NCBI's taxonomy places the organism in Eukaryota, Viridiplantae, Streptophyta, Magnoliopsida, Poales, Poaceae. The coding region runs from base 1 to 1074 and encodes 357 amino acids. The transcript is spliced from 6 exons.
AUGAGUCCUGAAGUUCUAGACAAGGCAGAAGUACAACAGCUGUUGAACGAGCUGUUCAACUUUGCCGACAAUAGCUUCGUUCGAAGCGGUGAUCGGGUGCGGGCCUUCAAGCUGGGGCGACCAGCUCCUAAGAUUGGAGACGUUGACCGGUGCGCGGUGUACAUAUCGCUGGCACCUGGCAUGGAGAAUCCCGCGGGGGAAGACCCGCCAGAAGACGACGCUGCUCGGUGUGCUCGAUACACCAGCUGUGAGGAGGAGCAGAACCAUCCUGCCCCAACCACCGAAGACAGAGUGGCGGGGAAAAGGCCACUGGCGGCGGACCCCUCCCCUGCGGCAACACUGCCGGCGAAGAGCAGCCAGGCGUCAAAGCCCACCACUGAUCGGGUGGCCAGCGACCCUCCUGCACCGCACGUCGAGCCGACGCGCGUCGUAGAGACGGAGGCGCAGGCGCCGACCGGUAGGACCAAGAGAAGGUUCUUCACCGCGACGCACAGGCGCUCUGACCUCGCGGCAUCGGACGCCGACCCUGACCACACUGCUGGCCAGAGGGCGGCCGAGCCAGUCGCUGCUGUUGGAGACGCCGUGCCGCAGACCACGGACCAGCCCGCGGCGACGAUCGUGGCUGAGAGCGCCGAGGAGCAUCCAGCCCCGGCAAGGGCCACGACAGGCACCCCGACGAGAGACGCAGAGGUCGCGAGGACGCCUCCCCCGAGCAGCGCUGUGGGGGAAGAAGGCCGAGCCCCGACUCCCUCUCUUGCCGAAGAAGGGAGAGUCCCUACCCCGCCCCGUGCAGGGGCCUCGUCGCCAGUGGGCUCGUCUGGCCUUGAUCAGGGUCCAGUGAUGCCCGCGACCACGGCCGGGGGGAGCGCGGCGGGCGAGGAGACCCAGACGGCCUCCGACGAUGAAGUGGAGGAGAUCCAAGGCUUGGAGGAGGAGGUUGCGCGCCUCCGACAAGAGAAUGAAAGGCUCGAGCAAGAACGAGCCAAGGCACUAGAUGCCGAGCGCCGAGCUGGCGAGGAGUUAAACAAUAGGAAUCGGGAGUUGACCGACUCCCUGCCUGGUUCUCAGUGCUGA